Messenger RNA from Lagopus leucura (white-tailed ptarmigan), 2970 nucleotides. RefSeq names its product endoplasmic reticulum membrane sensor NFE2L1. Gene Ontology annotation, biological process: regulation of transcription by RNA polymerase II. Gene Ontology annotation, molecular function: RNA polymerase II cis-regulatory region sequence-specific DNA binding; DNA-binding transcription factor activity, RNA polymerase II-specific. Lineage: Eukaryota; Metazoa; Chordata; Aves; Galliformes; Phasianidae. The annotation marks the transcript as partial. Gene Ontology annotation, cellular component: nucleus. The record is from RefSeq and is a predicted model, not a curated record. The transcript has 4 exons.
GGAGAGGGAUGGGCCGAGGGGUCCGGAGGGGCCCGUGCUGAGCGAUUCCGUGUGCGUGCGUGUGUCUUUCAGGACAUCGAUUUGAUUGACAUCCUGUGGAGACAGGACAUCGAUCUGGGUGCCGGGAGAGAGAUUUUUGACUACAGCCACCGGCAGAAAGAGAGCGAAGUGGACAAAGAGCUGAGCGAUGGGAGGGAGCGCGGGGACGGCUGGAGGAGCGCGGGAGGACAGGUCACCAAUAGGAACCUGCUAGUGGAUGGCGAGACCGGGGAGAGCUUCCCUGCGCAGGUGCCUGGCGUGGAGGAUCAGACGGCCCUGUCCCUGGAGGAGUGCCUUAGGCUGCUGGAGGCCACCUUCCCUUUCGGGGAGAACUCGGAGUUUCCAGCUGCAGAUGUCUCCACCCUAAGCGAAGCUGUGCCCAGCGAGAGCCGGCCUGCGGGCAUCCAGAGCAGCCUGCUGUCUCCUCUCCUCCCAGAGGCCGAGUCGCCCUUCGAUCUGGAGCAGCAGUGGCAGGACCUCAUGUCUAUCAUGGAAAUGCAGGCAAUGGAAGUGAACGGCACGACCGCUGAAACCCUUUACAACGGCACGAGCGGAGACCUGCUGACUUCUAACUACAACCUCGCCCCAAACACUCCCAUCAAUCAGAAUGUCAGCCUGCAUCAGGCCUCUCUGGGCAGCUGCUCACAGGACUUCUCCCUCUUCAGCUCUGAAAUUGAAAGCCCCUCCAUGGGCGGCAGCUCAGCGCUGCUGCAGCUGGCACCGGACAACUCCACCGGCCUCAACACCACCUUCAGCUCCACCAACUUCAGUGGGAUCUUCUUCCCCCCACAGCUGAACAGUACGGUCAAUGAGACGGCGGGCCCUGAGCUGCCCGACCCGCUGGGCGGCCUUCUGGAUGAAGCCAUGCUCGAUGAGAUCAGCUUGAUGGAUUUGGCCAUUGAAGAAGGUUUCAACCCAGUGCAGGCCUCGCAGCUGGAAGAGGAGUUUGAUUCUGACUCAGGUCUUUCUCUGGAUUCUGGCCACAGUCCCGCUUCCCUUAGCAGCUCAGAAGCCUCUUCCUCUUCUUCUUCCUCCUCUUCCUCCUCCUCCUCCUCUUCCUCUUCCUCCUCAUUUUCGGAGGAAGGAGCUGUCGGCUACAGCUCAGACUCUGAAAACGUGGACUUUGAGGAAGCGGAAGGGGCGGUUGGGUACCAGCCUGAGUACAGCAAGUUCUGCCGCAUGAGCUACCAGGACCCGGCGCAGCUCCACUACUUGCCUUACCUGGAGCACGUGGGCCACAACCACACCUACAACAUGGCACCGGGGAGCCUGGAUCCCGAGGAGCCCAAGCUGCCCAGCGUGGGGAAGAAGAGCAGCAAGGAGAAACCGUCCGAGUUCCUGGAUAAGCAGAUGAGCAGGGACGAGCAUCGAGCCAGAGCCAUGAAGAUCCCUUUCACCAACGACAAGAUCAUCAACCUGCCCGUGGAGGAGUUCAACGAACUGCUCUCCAAGUACCAGCUGAGCGAGGCGCAGCUGAGCCUCAUCCGAGACAUCAGGAGGCGAGGCAAGAACAAGAUGGCUGCCCAGAACUGCCGCAAGAGGAAGCUGGACACCAUCCUGAACCUGGAACGCGACGUGGAGGACUUGCAGAGGGACAAGUCCAAACUGCUCAGGGAGAAGGUGGAGUUCCUCAAGUCCAUCCGCCAAAUGAAGCAGAAGGUGCAGAACCUCUACCAGGAGGUGUUCGGCCGGCUGCGCGAUGAGAACGGCCAGCCCUACUCCCCCAGUCAGUACGCCCUGCAGUACGCCAGCGACGGCAGCGUCAUCUUGAUACCUCGCACCUUGGCUGACCAGCAGGCCAGGAGGCAGGAGAGGAAACAGAAGGACCGCAGGAAGUGAGGGAGGCACGCGGGAGGAGUGGGAGAAUCGCUCAAGGUAGAACUGGAGAAGGGCUGAGCCUGGAAGUGCUUAGAGGAACUUUCAUGCCUUCUUAUCCAAUAUAUCUUCUGAAUCGUGACUGCUGCCGGUCAGUUGUGCAGGAGGGACUGCGGCCGAGCGCUCCCUGUGGGGAGGGACGGGGAGGAGCGGACAGUGCACUGGCGAGCCCAGCACCUUCCACAGCCUGGAAUCCUUUGAGCGCAGGAAAUCAGCUGGCAUCACUGGUGGGGAGAUGGGCGGAGGCGGAAAAACUACUGUUAGGAACUGGCUUUAAAUAAGAAAAGAGAUUUAAGCAAAUGAACUUAAAAACCAAGCGAUAGGAGAGACGUUUUUCUGAACUUCCAAAGUUCUGUGAUUUCAGGUAGUUGUUUUGUUUUUUUUUUUUUCGUUUUUCUUUUAAUUUUUUUUCUUUUUUUUUUUUUUUUUUCCUGAACCAGUUUUGACAUCAGUGUGUGUGAUUCAACCCCGACUUAAUUCCAGAUUAGCCACCAUCCCUUUCUAGAUCAGACCAGUGCACGCAUGGCGACACGAGCGGCCUUCCGUUAACCCUUCCAGCUCCGUGAGGAAGGGAAGGCUGUGCUGCCUUGGGGCAUGGAGCCGGAGCCCUGCAGGGGGGUGGAACUGGGAAGGGUUAACAGGAGCAGAGCGCUGUGCAUCCCCACCACACUCACAGAGCACAUCACUGCCGCGCAGGGCCGCUGUGCAGGAGGGCAGCAGCCCGCAUGCAGCCGCUGUCUUCUCCUCCUGCCUGGCUGAGGAAGCUUUGGGGGCCACGGGGCGGCUGUGUGGCAGCAGGGGCAGCACGCAGAGCCGUGGGCUUGUCACUUAUAGAACUAGACAGCUGUUAGGAUUCCUGUUUCUUAACCGUGCUUUGAUUUUAUUUUAUUUUUUAAUAUUUUUUUUUUAGGGCUUCAGCCCUGUUUUCCCUAUAGGGUCUAGAGUGCUUGUGUUGAGUAAAAGGGAGAAGCCCGAACGUUCAAAGCUGCUAAUUGUUCUCUUUGCCAUAAAGAUUCAGUGUAACCGUGUGAUCACAUUAUAGGAUUCUCUUCUGUC